AUGCUCGAGGAUCCCUCUUACAACUCGGUAGUACGAUGGAGUCCCGAAGGCGACAGUUUUGUGGUGUUGGAGAAAUUCACGAAAACAAUCCUCCCCAAACAUUUCAAACACAGCAACUUUGCGAGUUUCGUGCGCCAACUAAACAAGUACGACUUCCACAAAGUUAGGCACAACGAAGAGAGUGGCGAGGCGCCAUAUGGCCGGGAUGCCUGGGAAUUCAAGCAUCCCGAGUUUCGGGCAGACAGAAAAGACCAACUGGACAACAUCCGGAGGAAAGCGCCGGCUCCCCGAAAACCACCUCCAACAGAAGAUGCGUUCCCAGCAUCGCAGCAGAUCGUGGUCCUUAGCGAAUCCCUGAAUGCCACCAAUGUUCAGAUACAAACCUUGCAAGAGCAGUACCUUGAACUCGAUCGCACGAACCGGCUGCUCGUCGCCGAGGUUCUGAGUUUGCAAAAGAUGCUCCGCGCCCAAAGCCAGGCGUCCAACGAGCUGAUAUCACACCUCAACAACAUGGAGGACAGACGGCGCAACAGCCGCCAUUCAGCCCAGUCUUCUCACUCGAGCCACUCCGGCACCAACUAUCACCAGGGAACCUUGGGACUGUUGCCAGACGGGACCGACGAGCCAGCUCCGGAACUGCGACGUGCGCGCGAGAUCCUUAACGGGGUAUCUCCCGACUCUCAGGCCGACCGCGAACUCGAAAGGUUGUCCAUGGCCUACCACCAAAACGGCUCCCCGGCCGAGAGCGCAGGUUCCUCCGUCAUGUUCACCCACGCCGGUCCCCAGACCUCGAUGAACGUUGUGCACGAUCCCUUCAGCGAUCCAAGACAUCUUGUGUAUCCUGUGGGCCAAACACAGGGUAUCGAUCCAUUCCACGCCGACCACAUCCACAAUAUCCCAUACAGCCGACCGCUCAGUAACCCUAAUGUGAUGACCGAGGCGCCAUCGCAAAUCUCACCUCCACCGGGCAAGGAGCAAAACGGCUCACUGUGGAGAGGAAAGAAGCCGCAGAUUUUGUUGGUAGAGGACGACAAGACGUGCGCAAGGAUCGGGUCCAAGUUCCUGACGAAUAUGGAUUGUAGUGUAGAGACUGCUCGUGACGGCCUCGAGGCUGUCGAAAAGAUUAACACGGAUGCUGACCGGUUCGACCUCGUCUUUAUGGACAUCAUCAUGCCCAACCUAGACGGCGUUUCCGCCACGGCCAUGAUCCGGAUGGUGACGCCGCAAAUCCCCAUCAUCGCCAUGACAUCCAACAUUCGACAAGAAGAUAUCCAGACCUAUUUCCAGUUCGGAAUGAACGACGUCCUAGCCAAGCCCUUCACAAGAGAUGGCAUGGUCCGCAUCCUCAAAAAGCACCUCACCCGCAUGCUCAAAGACCCCCAAUCGGCCGGCGUGCUCAACGAUCCUAACGACCCCACCUCGGCCGGCAACGGCGGAGGAGGGCAGCAAACCGCCGGCGGCCCGGGACCCCCGACAGGCGGCUACGCCAACGCCAACAUGGCAGCCUCGAUGCAAGCUGCCAUCAACCAGGCUGCCCAGGUCCAGGUCAAGUACGAGCAGACGCCCAUACCGUCUCCUUCGACGACCGCGUCGUGGCACUCCCCCGGCACGACCAUGCAGCAGGUUCAACAUCAGCAGGUCCAGCAGCAGCAGCAGCAUGCUAGCCCCCGGCUGGAUCAAGGCGGGUAUAUGAACGCUGUUGGGAGCGGGCAAGGGGUGGGCGGGAUGGUGCUGACCCCGGGGGGUUCGCAGAGGGGGCCGGGGCCGGGACAGCAGCAGCAGCAGCAGUAUGCGGGGUACAUGCAGGCUGGGCCAGGGCCGGUGACGAGACUGCCCGAGAUGGGAGGGAUGGGAGGAGGUGCGGGGGAUGAUCGGCCGGAGAAGAGGCAGAGGUUGUAUGGCCCUGGUCAAGGGGGGUAUGUUGGGUAA
Messenger RNA from Podospora anserina S mat+, 1929 nucleotides. RefSeq lists its product as uncharacterized. The transcript is spliced from 5 exons. Gene Ontology annotation, molecular function: phosphorelay response regulator activity; sequence-specific DNA binding; DNA-binding transcription factor activity. Gene Ontology annotation, biological process: regulation of DNA-templated transcription; phosphorelay signal transduction system. Lineage: Eukaryota; Fungi; Ascomycota; Sordariomycetes; Sordariales; Podosporaceae. Bases 1 to 1929 code for a protein of 642 amino acids. The record is from RefSeq and is a predicted model, not a curated record.